Volvox carteri f. nagariensis is the source of this 1722-nucleotide messenger RNA. RefSeq lists its product as uncharacterized. The transcript has 11 exons. The record is from RefSeq and is a predicted model, not a curated record. Gene Ontology annotation, molecular function: protein binding. Gene Ontology annotation, biological process: inner dynein arm assembly; outer dynein arm assembly; cilium movement. The coding region runs from base 1 to 1722 and encodes 573 amino acids. NCBI's taxonomy places the organism in Eukaryota, Viridiplantae, Chlorophyta, Chlorophyceae, Chlamydomonadales, Volvocaceae.
AUGCCGCUUGCACCACACUACACCUGGUCGGAGACGGACGCAUCCUUAGAAGUGACCGUGGACGUCCCGGGGGUCUCAAGCGCCAAGGCCGAUGUCUUCGCGACGGAUGCCUUUCUCAAGGUCAACUGUCCGCCCUACCUUUUCGCGCUAGACCUCUUGAAGGAAGUCGACGACAGCCGCAGCUCCGCGACAAUCCUCCCGGGGAAAGUUGUGUUCAAGCUCUUAAAGCGCGAGCCUGGUGUAUGGAGCUGUCUAGCGGCAUCAGGCGACAAGGCGGAGCUCACUCGCCGCCGUAACGCCUCCAUAGACCGGGCCUAUCAGCAUCUCGAGGAGGCGCGUAGGGCCCGCGCGGCCCGCAAGCAGCAGGAAGACAAAGAUGCCACCCAGCGGUCUAUGGAGGUCGAUCGCCGCAAGCGUCACGAGAUGGACCGGCGCAAGGCGGAAGAGCUUGCAGCGGAGCGGGCCCGGCUGGACGAGUGGCAGAAGGGGCUGGGGCCCAAGGAAGCACCACCUCCGCCGUAUCACGACGUGGGUACUGGAGGUAUCGAUGUGGCGCCAACCGCUGCGGAAUUCCUCGCAGGCGGGGGCGCGGAGGGCGCGGAUGGGGAGUCAGAUUACGAGGAGGAGGAGGAGGAGGAGGAGGGGACGCGAGCGGCGCCGGAUCAUCCGGACUACUACGGACGGGGGUGGAGGCCUCCGACGGACACCAACACCACCCCCAGUGCCGCUAUCGCCGCAACCGAUGACACGACGACGCGCAGAGCCGCCGGGGCCGCAUUACGUACCACCAGCACCAGCAGGGGGAGACUCCGACGCAAAGGGGGCGACGACGGCUCCAGCGGCGACGGGGACGGCGAUGACGACGGCAGAAACGGCGAAGCCGGGAAGGAAGAGGAGGAAGAGGAUGAGGAGACUGCAGCGUCAGGGUCUGUGUCUCCGGCACCCCGGUCGGGGCGGGGACAGCAGCUCAGAGCAUGGCCGGAGACCUUCAAGCCGUUGCCGCCGCCCCGACCCCGACUCGAACCCGUGCAGGUCAGCUUCACUAGGUUGGAGACGGGCCACCUGCCAGCUAGGGAGCAGCGAGAGGAGGAGAUACGAGCGUUCAGGAAGCAGACGCGCGCGGCUGCCGCUGCCGACCCUGACGCGGUAGACCUGGCUGAGAGGCAGCCGCUGUUCCUCAAGGACAAGGGAGAUGAACUGUUCAGGACGGGAAACUACAGGCUGGACUUGGAUUUGCUUGAGGCGGCUGAAGCCGCGGCGCUGCGGCGACAGCUGGUACGGCUGCUGGUACGGCGGGCGCAAGCUAGGGUGACGCUGGCGGGGCGAGUUGGCCCCGCCGCCGCCGCCGCCGCCGCAUCUGCCGCCGCCAGCAGCAACAACAGCAGCGGAGCCGCGGGUGAUCAUCUUGCGGCGGCGCUCCGAGACUACGAAGAAGCGAUGCGUCUGUCCCCUGGCGAGCCCACCCUGGAGUCGGACUACCAGGAGCUGGCGGCCGCCCUCAGACCCGCUGACGCCGCGGCGCUGAGGCAGCGUGGGGAUGCGAGGUUCAGGUCGGGUGAUUUCGAGGGUGCAGCGGAGGCGUUUGGCGCUGUGUUGGGGCUACCCAGGAGCCGAGUUGCGGGAGCAGCACCCCCGGCUCUUUUGAAUGGGGUAGCAGAGUACUCCACGGCCGCGAUUGAGCCCCCCCAGGGUGCCAGCUUGCUGGACGACGUCGAUGACUGA